Chondrus crispus (carragheen) is the source of this 285-nucleotide messenger RNA. RefSeq lists its product as hypothetical. The record is from RefSeq and is a predicted model, not a curated record. The transcript has a single exon. Lineage: Eukaryota; Rhodophyta; Florideophyceae; Gigartinales; Gigartinaceae. Bases 1 to 285 code for a protein of 94 amino acids.
AUGUCGACGCCCCGCUCGCCAACUUCGGCCUGUCCGACAACGUCACCGUCACCGCCCUCGCGCGCCUGCUCGGUGGGGGAAAGAAGAGGAAGAAGAAGACGUACACCAAGCCCAAGAAGAUCAAGCACAAGCACAGGAAGGUCAAGCUUGCCGUCCUCAAGUACUACAAGGUCACUGACGGCAAGAUUGAGAGGCUGCGACGUGAAUGUCCCGCUGAUACUUGCGGCGCCGGCGUGUUCAUGGCUGCCCACAAGGAUCGCGUUUAUUGCGGCAAGUGCGGCCUGA